AUGUCAAACACACGCCCCCAGACAGAGUGGAAAACUGGUCUCUUUGACUGUUGUGAGGACGUAAGCUCAUGCUGCUAUGGUUUCUUUUGCUGUCCUUGCCUGGCCUGCACGGUUUCAAGCAACUUUGGAGAGAGCCGUUGUCUCCCGUUAUGUGACAUCUGCAGUCCAGCUAUAACAUCAGCCAUUGGGGUACCUCUGUGUGUGCCUCCUGCUCUCCUGUCUCUGAGGGUCGGCAUAAGACACGCAUAUGGUAUCAAGGGAAGUCUCUGUAACGACAUCGCCACCUCCUGUGUCUGUGUGUGGUGCACCUGGUGCCAGAUGCAUCGUGAGCUGAAAUACCGUAAAAACAACCAGACUGUCAUCGUCAAUGUGCAGCCUCAACCAGUGAUGAUGGCUCCUGGAAACCCUCCCCCUGCUGGUUUCAUGGGUCAGCCUGGAAUCGUCAUGAAUUCAUACUGA
Labrus bergylta (ballan wrasse) is the source of this 459-nucleotide messenger RNA. NCBI's taxonomy places the organism in Eukaryota, Metazoa, Chordata, Actinopteri, Labriformes, Labridae. The record is from RefSeq and is a predicted model, not a curated record.